AGCAAAGGUUGUUGGCAAAUUAAGAAAAAGCAGAAGCAACCAAACAACUGUCCGUUACGGUGGCUUGGAACACAUGAUUUUGCCUAUUCAAAAAGGUAACGCUAUUAUCAACACAGCACACCACAUGAGUAGCUAGUAACCUCCUUCACCUUCAUUCAAAAAGUUAAAGGUACCACCACAGUGAGUAGUGUAGUGGGUCAUGAGGUAGUAAAAACUCACAUUCAAUGGAAUGAAUGGAGUGAAUAGAGAGAGAGAGAGAGAGAGAGAAACACCACACACACACACACACACACACACUCUUCACACCACACCACUCAGUCAUAGAUCUCCAUUCUCUGUUGUCAAAGUUAAAAAGCCAAUCCAUUCAUUCAUUCCCAUUUCUUUAACAUCUUCCAUGAAUUCAAGCUUUGUCUCUCACUGAACCAGACAAAUCUUCUCAUUCUCAUCACCCCAUCCUCUCCCUGUUACAUCUCUUUCUGCCAGCUCUUCCUGCUAACAACAUGUCAUUGCAACCCACCUCCUUUUUCUGGUCCCGGAGUACUAAAAACCCCUGCUUUUUUCAUCCCUUCCAUUGAAACCAAUUCUUCAGCUACACCCAUUUCUUCUUACUUCUUCUGCUUUCUGUUUUCUUCAUCCUUUGCCUCUGCAGUCAUCCUGAAAGAUGAGGAAGAAUGGAUGGCAGCUACCUUACCAUCCACUUCAGGUGGUGGCCAUUGCUGUAUUUCUGGCUCUAGGGUUUGCCUUCUAUGUGUUCUUUGCUCCUUUUGUUGGGAAGAAGGUGUAUCAGUACAUUGCUAUGGGCCUCUACACACCCCUGAUUACCUGUGUCUUUGGACUGUACAUUUGGUGUGCAGCAGCUGAUCCAGCAGAUUCAGGGGUUUUUAAGUCCAAAAAGUACCUUAAAAUUCCGGAUAGCAAAAAGCUGGGUGGGCUGAAGGAUUCUAAACUUGGAGCGGAUUCGACUUCAUCAAUGCAUGAUGGAAAUGCUUCAACAGUUGGACCAAAAUCUGUGGAUAAGGAAGCAUUGGGAACAGAAGCAAGUUUUAAAGAUGUUGCUAUUUCAAUAGAGAAGAAAAGUGCAUCAUCACCUUUACUAUUAGUUUGCUCUCCUUGCGCUUAUAUCUGCUCCUGCUCUAGUUCAAGUGAAGAAUCUUCUGAUAAACAAACAAGUGAAGAUGGCAUGUUCUAUUGCAGUUUGUGUGAAGUUGAGGUAUUCAAGUACAGCAAGCACUGUAGAGUUUGUGACAAGUGUGUUGAUCGCUUUGAUCAUCACUGCAGGUGGCUUAACAACUGUAUUGGAAAAAAGAACUACCGACAGUUUUUCACCCUCAUGGUUGCUGCUCUCCUCUUGCUUAUUCUUCAAUGGUUGACUGGAAUACUUGUGCUCAUCUGCUGUUUUAUUAAGAGGAAGCAAUUUUCGGUGGAUGUUUCGUCCAAGUUGGGAAGCAGUUUCACACUGGCACCCUUUGUUAUUGUGGUGGCAGUCUGCACCAUUUUAGCUAUGCUUGCUACCUUACCUCUUGCUCAACUUUUCUUCUUUCAUAUUCUUCUCAUAAAAAAGGGAAUCACCACAUACGAUUACAUCAUAGCUUUGAGGGAGCAGGAACAGGAGCAGCAAGGAGUUGGAGGUCAGCAGAGUCCCCAAAUGUCGCCUGUUAGCUCACUUACUGGAUUGAGUAGUGCAAGCUCCUUUACUACUUUCCGCCGCGGUGCAUGGUGUACACCACCACGUCUGUUCCUUGAAGAUCAGUUUGAUGUAGUGCCCCCAGAAACAGCAUCUGUAAGUUCACUUGGAAAGAAGUCUAUCAGAGAAGAACCAGUUAAGAAAAAGAAUCCUGCAGCAGUCAAAAUUAGUCCAUGGGCAUUGGCACGGUUAAAUGCAGAAGAAGUUUCCAAGGCUGCUGCAGAAGCAAGGAAAAAGUCGAAGAUUCUGCAGCCUGUGGUAAGACAGAAUGAGCCUUUCAGGCUAGAAGCAGAUCACAACUCCGGCAGCAGUGGGCGUCGAAUGGCCCCCAGGAUUGAUAACAGAAGGCGGCCAGGUAAACGGGCUCGCAUGCCAGCUGACUUACCUACGGAGGCCCUGACAAGGUUUUCUGCCAGUAAUAUGAAUAAAGGCUUCAGUGGAACAUCUAGUUUAGCAUCUCUCCAGCUUGAAACACAGGGUGGAUUUCAAACAAGUCAAGCAGUGUCAAGCUCAGCUGGGAUUGUUGCUUCUUCUCCUGAAAGCAGUUUAGACUCGCCUGAUAUUCACCCAUUUCGCGUGUCUUCAACCGUAGCUGAAGAAGCAAGACGGCUUGGAGGUCUUUCUGCUGCUGCUGGUGCUGCAACACUGAAGGAAUUCCCACUGUCAAGGUCAACAAGUGAUGGGUAUGAGGCCUCUGGUGGGGAAGAUAGUGACCAGGUUCCCACAAGGAUUGUUCAGAGAUCAACAAAUUGGUCUAAUCUUCUUUUCAGUGCUGAUCAGGAUGACAGAACUUAUGAGCCAAACUCAUCAUCUAGCCUGGCUCAGCAUAGAAAGUGGUGACUGAUUUGGGUGUGAAUUAGACAACCAGCUAUGAGAUUAUUUGAUGGGAAUUGUUCAUUCUUUGAGAUUUGAACCCAAAGGUAAUUCAACAUCCCCUUAACCCUUACCUUCCUGAGGUUGAAGUUGAUGGUCCUCAAAAGUUUUGGAGGCAGGUUCAGUGGGAAACCAUGUACAAAAGUUUUAGGUCACAGUAACUGAUGAUGAGCCUGACCUUCCUAUAUUGUUUUGUGCAUCUUUUCCUAAUGAAAUUUUAAUCAAGUCUUUAUGGAUCA
Messenger RNA from Lotus japonicus, 2796 nucleotides. RefSeq names its product probable protein S-acyltransferase 22. Gene Ontology annotation, molecular function: protein-cysteine S-palmitoyltransferase activity. The transcript has 9 exons. Gene Ontology annotation, cellular component: endoplasmic reticulum; Golgi apparatus. Gene Ontology annotation, biological process: peptidyl-L-cysteine S-palmitoylation; protein targeting to membrane. The record is from RefSeq and is a predicted model, not a curated record. NCBI's taxonomy places the organism in Eukaryota, Viridiplantae, Streptophyta, Magnoliopsida, Fabales, Fabaceae. Bases 662 to 2524 code for a protein of 620 amino acids.